Notothenia coriiceps (black rockcod) is the source of this 712-nucleotide messenger RNA. RefSeq names its product laminin subunit beta-1-like. Gene Ontology annotation, biological process: basement membrane assembly; substrate adhesion-dependent cell spreading; cell migration. The annotation marks the transcript as partial. The record is from RefSeq and is a predicted model, not a curated record. Gene Ontology annotation, cellular component: laminin trimer. The transcript has 5 exons. NCBI's taxonomy places the organism in Eukaryota, Metazoa, Chordata, Actinopteri, Perciformes, Nototheniidae.
CCCUGGCUGUUGCCGUUGGCCAGGAGCCCGACUACAGCCACGGCUGUGCCCAUGGCAGCUGUUACCCGGCAACAGGAGACUUGCUGGUUGGACGAGAGAAGAGCCUGAAGGCCUCGUCGACAUGUGGGAUGAGGAGAAAGGAGCCUUACUGCAUUGUCAGCCAUUUGCAGGAUGAGAAGAAGUGUUUCGACUGUGACUCCAGGCGGCCAUAUGACCCAGUGUACAACACCAUCAAUCACCGCAUGGAGAACGUCAUCACCACCUUUAAGCCUCACCGCAAGAAGUCCUGGUGGCAGUCGGAGAAUGGAAAGUCUGAUGUCAUUAUCCAGCUGGAUCUGGAAGCAGAGUUUCAUUUCACUCACCUGAUUAUGACCUUUAAGACUUUCCGCCCGGCUGCCAUGCUGAUUGAACGGUCGUCAGAUUUUGGUCGCACCUGGCAGAUCUACCGCUACUUUUCCCAUGACUGCGCCUCUGCAUUCCCCGGAGUCUCCCAGGGUCCUCUGCGCAACAUUAAUGAUGUCAUUUGCGAGUCCCGCUACUCUGACAUUGAGCCGUCAACUGAGGGAGAGGUAAUCUACAGAGUGUUGGAGCCUUCCAUCAGGAUUGUGGAUCCAUACAGCCCUAGCAUCCAGAGUAAGUCACACUCAUAUUUUCAAAAGCGUAUUGAUAGUGAAUAUUAUAAUGAGGUGAAGAAAAUCAACAAAAAUGGAAA